Molecule: messenger RNA, 5734 nt
Organism: Nilaparvata lugens (brown planthopper)
Lineage: Eukaryota; Metazoa; Arthropoda; Insecta; Hemiptera; Delphacidae
Gene: kek1
Product: leucine-rich repeat-containing protein 4
Exons: 1
Coding region: 1030-2895 (621 amino acids)
Molecular function (GO): protein binding
Source: RefSeq, a predicted model, not a curated record
CCCUACGUGACGGUUGUGUCUGUGCUAAUCGCGUCAAGCGUGAUUUCUUCUUCAAGUUUGUGAAUAUUUCUGUCAUUUUGUACUGUUGUCAAGUAGAAUAAAUCAAGUGCGAGUUAUAGAUUGAUCUACUCGGGAUUACUGUUUCCAAAUUACAUCAAGGAAUCAUUAUACAGUGAAAGUUUGUGGAUCAUCUCUGACGUUUUCUUCAGUUACAAUAUAUUAGCCUAUCACAAGUACAACAAUACAGUGUGUGUGUGGAUAUCUUACAUUGAUAGAUGAAAAAUUAUACUACUUCUACACUCUAUUCUAAAAAUAAAUUAAGCAGAUAUCCUUUUACUAGUGAUGGAUAAAGAAUUACAGUUAUUCACUCUAGCAGUAGGCCUAUUGGUAUCAUCCUUUCACUAGUGACUGUGCGAUCGCCGAGUUUUCGAUUGACGGAUAUAAGGAUAAAUUUUUUUUUCUGAAAGCAGAUCAAGAAAGUUUCCUAAAGUGCCGGUACCUAUAAUGGAUACGCGAUCCCCCCUUGCUGUUGAUCGUUUCACAGUGACAAGAAUGAUUGUUUCACGUUAAUAAAUAAUUGUUUCACAUCAAAUUUCCGAAAUAAUAAUAUUUAAAAUUGAUGAAGAGUGAGUUUAAGACAAGUGAAAACGUUUUACAGUGACGAAAAUUGUUCCAUAUUUCACAAAUCGUUGAAAAUUGAUGUAGAGUGUUUUCAAGACAAGUGAGAACGUUUCAUAGUGUGACGAAAAUUGUACCACAUUUGACAAAUAAUCAUUGAAAAUUAUUAUUGAUGCAGUGUUUGUUCGAGACAAGUGAAAAAUCAGACAUCUGAUCUCGUGACAGUAUUUUUAAACAGUGACAGAUCACCACAGAGUGUGUAGGAGGCCUACUAGAAAAGUGUUUGGGAUUAAUCUGUGGUCAGUGUUGCCGAACGUAGCUGCGGCCGAGGUCGUAAAUGCACUGCGGCCAUCAUCGGGACUGCGGCUGGGCUGCAGCAGCUGCGUUGUCGCGCCGCAAACCGCAGCGGCUAUGAUGCGGUGGCUGUUGGUCGUACUGCUCUGUGGAGGGCUAAGGGAGGUGGAGCCCACCGACCCCUGCCCACCCGUGUGCGUGUGCAAGUGGAAGUCCGGCAAACAAACUGUCGAAUGCACGGAACGCGGUCUCAUAAACGUACCUCCAGGCAUCCAACCUGAAAACCAGGUGCUGGAUAUGACAGGGAACAACCUACAAAUCCUUCCUGCUGACAUGUUUGUUCGUGCCGAACUGUUGAACCUCCAACGUGUGUACCUUCGGUCGUGUAAAAUCGGACAGAUCGACGAUCGAGCAUUCUAUGGACUGUCAAAUCUGGUGGAACUGGACCUAUCGGACAACUUACUCACCUCUGUCCCGUCCAACAUGUUCCGCGACGUACCGUCCCUGAGGGACAUCAACCUCGCCCACAACCCCAUACAGAAGAUUGACAGCCACGCUUUCAGAACUGUUCCCGGUCUUGUAAAACUCGACCUUUCCCACUGCGAACUACAAGCUAUCGCUCCCAUGGCGUUCGACGGUGUAGAACUACUAGAAGCCCUGAAACUAAAUGGCAACCGGUUGUCGCAACUCAAACACAAAACUGUGGAGACGUUGAGUAGACUACAUGGUGUUGAACUGCACGACAACCCUUGGCACUGUGAUUGUCAUCUGAGAGCUGUGAAACUAUGGUUGGUGGGUAACAACAUCCCCUACCCGAUAGCACCAGUCUGUAGGGGAGGCCCAGACCGCGUCCUCGAUCGCUCGUUCAGUGAGCUACAAGUCGACGACUUCGCCUGCAGACCUGUCGUCCGCGGAGACAGCAGGAGAGUGGAGGCUGUGUCUGGGGGCAAUGCCAGCGUGGUGUGUAGAGUCGAGUCAACACCUGAAGCACACAUCAGCUGGUACUGGAAUGGACGUCUCCUCCUCAACAACUCAGCCUUCAGCUCGUUCCAGAGGGUGUACGUGUACGAAAGUGGUCGUUUCCAGAAGAAGAGCACGCUGAUCCUAACCAAUGCACAGGAAGCUGACUCGGGGGACUUCUUCUGUGUAGCUGAGAACCGAGCCGGCAAUGCUGAAGGAAACUACACACUGUAUGUGUCACCGAGGCUUGUGGGAAUGGCGACGCUGAACGGUGGCGAGAUCGCUGGACUCAGUGCGGCUCUAGUUGUUCUGAUACUGUUCAUCUUGUUAGCGAUCCUCUUGUUGCUGGUGCGGCUGAGACGUAUGCCGUUCACAACAGAGACGAAGACCCCCGGGAGGAUGGAUGCUGUGGCCAACGGUGGCAGUGUGAUAGCGGCCGCCGGCCCCGAUAAGGUGAUAGUAGCCACACCGGUCACAGGUGUUGAGACCUCCUCGUUUUCAGAGAGAACGAAACCGAAUGUACCAGGGGAAUUGAAUCUGAACCCUGUACAGAAGCCUCCAAGAGUGCCAGGGGAACCUCCAGAUUCGAACCCGGAUCUGAUAAACGACACGAAAACUAGACCUGAUGGGGAAGGGGAAGAGGUACCCGGGAGUGUCACACAGUAUCUGUACCCUGGGGGCGGCACCUGGGAGGCGGUGCGAGGAGACGGAUCGUCGAGCAACUUCUGUUUUGACGGCAGCAACGACAAGACGCCAAUCAUGGACGAGGACUACUCGUGUCGCUCUGCCGCCCCCGGAGGCGGUGGCUACCCGGCCGACUACGGCCUGCCGAUCCUGCCGACGACCAGCGAAGGCGGCAGCGGAGGCGGUAGUUCUCCGCCGCCCCAACAUCCGUCGGCCAAGACGCUGCGAGUGUGGCAGCGAGGGGUACCCGUCCUGCCGCCUGUCACCGCCCUUAAGCGCGUCCUCUCCAGGAACUCUCCCGACGAAGGAUAUCAAGAAGGCUGUGGCACCGACGUCUAGUGAUAAAUAUGUCAGUGUGUGUGUUAUCUGUGUUGUGUUCCUCGCAAGUGUAUGUUGGCCGGAUGAACGUCCGUCUAGACUGCCGUGUCCAAGGUAAUGUAGUACCAGUACCUAUGUUUUACGAUCGUUGUCGUAAUUAUUGUGAUGACUCGUGAAAAUUUUCAAUCAUACCUGCUAUUUUGAUGUCCAAUCUUUCUUCAAUAUAAUGAUUGCCAUUACCUUAUAAUAUCGCUCUAAUUGAUGAAUAAUAUUCAAAUUGAAUUGACUUCAUUGACUUCAUUGACUUCAUUGACUAAUUGCAUCCACAGCAAUCUUCAAAUAACUUGAUGUAAUUGCGAUUCUCUUAUAAUAUUAAUAAAAUCGUUCAAUCACCCCUCAACUAGCUAAGAGCUAAAGGGAUCUCAGAAUAUAUUUUGGAUACAUUAUUUAUCGAAAUUAUACUGUGUAUAAAUAAGAUGAAAUUGAGUAUUGAAAUUAAAAUAACUCGAUAUUCACUGAAAUCAACAAAAUACAUAGAAAAUUCUUUGUUCAUCAAAAAUGAAUUUCAAUCAUGUGAAGAUAAUUUCUUAGCAUACGAUGUAUGCAGUCAUAUUAACGGGAAAACUGCAUUAUGAUACAAUAAUUCAUAAGUAGUUACAAUGUAAUGCGUGUAAUACACUACACAAAAUAGUAUUAAAAGUUCUUUAUUGUGAACAUUCCUGUUGUAAUGUGGCAGUAGACUAAUUGUGUUGUAUGAGUCCGAAAUCUGUUUAUGAUUAAUAAAUUACUUAUGAUUUUCCAUCUAUUCGACUUAUAACUUGUAAGUAAUAAAUAUAAAUGAUUCCUGUGAGUACCAUACAGGAUCAUGUAUCUUUGAACUGAGAAUAUUAUUCACAGCAUUGAAUAAUAAUCGAUGGAACAACACUAUUCAUGAAAUAUUAUAAUUUUCUUCCAUAAAUGGAAUAAAAUAUUUCCCAUAAAAUAUUCUACUUGACACGAGGCAAAGAUAUGGACAUCAAAUUGCAGCGUUUCUAGGAAUGAAUAUUAAUUAUUGUGAACUAAGAUAUGUUUCCUUUGUGAGUGUAAAAACUAUUUCUAGCUAACAAAUAAGUAAUUUACCAGAGUCCUUACAAAAAUUAUCCUUUUUCGUAUCCUGAUGACAUUUAUAGACUAGUUAAGGAUUCUAUAGCUCUUGUCGGCACCGAGAGUUCUCAUUAUGUAGAUAUAAAUGUAAAGUUAACUUAUUUAAAUGGGGGGAAAGAUGAUAUUAGUGUACAGAUAUAUUUUUGUAAUGUAAUUAAUGUAUAUAGAGCGUAUUUUUAAAUUCAAUUUUUUUUAUUAAAACUGGAGAAACGUUCUUCUGUGUCUAUUGAGUAUAUUUCGAAAGCUGAUCAUUCAUGGAACUAACUCAUAUCAAGAAUUUCCAAAGAAAAAUACCUGUCAAAACUUAUAAAUGACAUUACAUAUCUGUGCAUAUCUAUCAUUAUGCCAAAUCCCAUAUUUCAAUUAAAUUAUUGAUGAAUAGGAAAAAAUGAAUAGUUUGUGUUGUCUGUAGAUUAAUAGGUUCAUUAAUAAUAAUUAUCAUCAUGAUGAAUUAGAAAAAUUCAUUACUUAUCGAUUGCCUAGGAAUAUUGACAGAUUAAAUGAAUAAUUAAUUUUAGACUAUCAAAUCCAAUAAAUUUCCAUAUUCUAUAAAUCUGAUAUCAGAAUUUCUGAUUCGUACUCUUCCGAUUUAUCGAAGCACAACUCGGUUUAUCAAUCCCCCAAAAACAUUAAUUAACAAAAAAAAAGUUUAAUCAACUUUUGAAGAGUUGUCUCAAAGUGGAAUAGUAUAAACUAGUAUCUAGUAAACUAGUAGAACCUAAUAUUUGUUAAACCUCUUGUUAUCAGCUCAACCUUGAAUUUUAUUUUAUAAGUCAAACAACAGUUGAAUAUUCAAACUUUGAUUUAAAAUGUCUGACACACAAGCUAUUUAGUGAUUAGGUAGAAUUUAAAUUUGUUUUGGCUUUUUUCUCUUCAUUCCCCUGAAUUUCUCGAUUAUUGUUUAUGCGAAAAACUUAUCAAUUUACAAAAGUAUUGAAACCAAGGGGGGUAUUAUUUGAAAGUUUUAUAUCGUAGAUGUAAACAAGGACAAUAAGAUUAUAUUAAUUUUGAGCUACGAGCUCGCUCACUCUCUCUCUCUCUCUCUCUCUCCCCAAUGAAAGAUUAGAACUGACUCGUCAACAUUGUAGGUUAAUCCAGCAGUCUAUUAAUUUAGAAAUAAAUAAAAUAAUAUAAUUAUUCACUAUGUCGUAGCUAUCCAAUAUAGCUGCAUAAAAUACAAUUUACAAUGUCGAAGCUAUCUAAUAUAGCUGCUAUACUAUUUCAUCAAUUGACAAUACGGAUUCCCAUACUAUUUGAACAAUGAUUUAUUUAAUCAUUGCAAACAGUAUUUCCUCAUUUAUCCAUCAUCUCAUUGAUGAUCAUCUUGUAUAGAAUACAUAACAUAUCACAAUUUUAUAUAAUAACCUUGAUUGGUCAGCUUUCGGAAUAAUCUAGUACUUCAAAAAAUAGAAUCCUUCUACGAUCCCUUUAAAUUUUGUGUAACAUGGGGACUUUCUAUAGUGAAAAUAUGAAUAGCCUGUAUUUGAUUUCAAAUGUUUAAAGCCAAAGUAAUAAUGAAAGGACUCGAUUGUUCUUCAUAUAGCUAUGCAAAGACUGAACUUUUAUCUUUUGACUAUUAUAAUUAUUUAAGAAAUAAGAGAAAAUAUAUAAAAACAUGAAUUUGAUACCAAAAAAACCAUUAUUAUAACAAGACAUUGAAGAUUUAUGUGAGAUUGAAUAUCAAACAGAAAAUUAAAAUCUUUUGUUCUAUGAUAGA